Naegleria lovaniensis is the source of this 5337-nucleotide messenger RNA. RefSeq lists its product as uncharacterized. The transcript has a single exon. NCBI's taxonomy places the organism in Eukaryota, Heterolobosea, Eutetramitea, Acrasida, Naegleriidae. The record is from RefSeq and is a predicted model, not a curated record. The coding region runs from base 1 to 5337 and encodes 1778 amino acids.
AUGAACACAACUACAACAACAACCAACUCACCUUUGGUUGUAAACUCGGGUAAAGUUGGCAAUAACAACUCUUCGUCUACGACCACCACGAGCACAGCCUCUCCUUCCAUGUUGUCCACCAAUUCAUCCUCUUCAUCGGUUCAUUCCACCACGAACAAUAAUAGCAACAACAACAACACAGUCAAUCCAUUGUUUCUUCAACAGCAACGAUUGCUUUUACAACAACAGUUCAUGAUACAACAACACAACAAUAACAUGCAACAAGCACCACAGCAACAACAACGAAAUAGUCCAACCGCUCUACUCGGUCAUAGCACUUCUCUUGAUUUAAGCAAUGUAACGAAUGGCAAUGGUGGUACCAACCCUUCUCAAUUCACUCCUCGUAUUUCAUCCCUCUUGCAAGAAACCAAACAAACGUUGCACAUUUCAGAUCUUGAAUUUGGACCCAUUCUCUCCAUUCUCAAUCAGAACAUGGUUAAAACAACCAAUGCCUUACAAAAUUGUGAUCAUACAGAAUUGUAUAAUUUAGGUGUUCCUCUCAUGUUUGCCAAAGACCUCAUGAGAAGAUUUCAACAAUUUCAGUUGAUGAGUCAUGGAGCCGCGAGUGCUCAUUCCAAUCCAUCUGCCCAUGCAACAGUACCACCAUACGGAGUUGUAGCUACACAAUCCUCUCAAACCAAUGGAUUGGAUUCUUCGCUCAAUACUACCAUGAAUCAUCAUCAUGCAAACACACUUCCACUCCACCACCAAUUGACCACAACAACAUCAACAACUAACAAUCCUCCUAGUUUUGGAGAGUUGGAUCAACAACAACUGAAUCAAGUCUUGAACUUGAUGAUGGCAGCUCAACAACACUCCUCUCUUCUUCAGCAGCAGCAGAAUCAGCUCUACCUCAAUCCAAAUAACAUUUCUCCGGUGAGUCAAAGCAGUAAUAAUAAUAAUAACAACAACAACUCGAAUCCAUCAACAAUGCAACAAGGAAUAACGAAUUCAAUGAGCCAACAACAGCAACUUCAAGCUUCUAGAAGUUCUCCUCUUUCGAAUAAGAGUAACGGGGGAUGUGGUCCCAUGAGCCUUAACAACAACAAUAACAACACGACCACUACUACCUCGAACAUCAACAGCAACAACAACAACAACUCAUUCGUUCCCUCUUCAUCAUUCACUUUGGAAGAUCUCUAUCAUCACGCCGGUACCAGUUAUUCUCAAAGCUUGCACAACGAUGAUGACUUUCAGAGCCUUUUGCAUUCCUCCUCGACAACAAUGGGCACUUCUGGCAGCAUGAUGAUUCCACAACCAUCCUCAAGCAUUCCCAAUCAUCAAGGCUCAGGAUCUGCCAGCACUCUAAACUUCCUUUCGAAUAGUUCAUGUGCCAGCUCGUAUCAAGACUUGUUUGGCUCCUCAGCGAAUAGUCUUUCGAGUAAUCACCAUAACAGCAUGCUUGUGGAUACACAGGACGGUCGUGCUGUAACCACAACCUCAUCGUUGAAUCAUUUGCACAGUAGUGGAACUCCAAACUCGUCAUCUGCAGCCAUGAUGAUGAAUCAUACAUCUUCCUCAUUGAAUUCUCUUUCAUCCUCUGCCAAUCCUUCCUCAUUGAAUUCAUCGGUUGCAAGUCAUCCAUUGGCCAUCAUGCUCUUGGGAAAUAUGAGAAACUCAACUGCCACGACAACGACAAGUGGUAGUGCUCAGAACAGUCUCUCCUCUUCAGGCAUGAUGAGCUUGGGUAGUACUGGAAGUGUUCCGAGCAGCUCAUUUGGAAGUGAAAGUAUGUUGUUACACGGAGGAACCUCCAACCACCAUCAACAACAACAACAACAAGUAGGAAUUAGUUCUUCACCUCCUCUCAUGUUGAAUGGACCAACCACUACUCAUACCACUCUCACCAUGCAACCUCAUGCGCCAAAUUCCAACAACUCUUCGCAACAACCAUGGCCACGUCAAACUCUUGCACACAAUAAUACCAUGCUGUCAUCGUUUGAAUCUCCAGGCAGUUCCUCCAUGUCAUCCCAUUCUCACAGCAAUUCAUCUCCUCAGGUCAACAUGGUUGGAAUGUAUGGCACCAGCAAUGCGUUGAGUGUCUCUCCAGAAAUGGUUGUGGAUUUGGUUGGCAGUAAUGAUUCUUCACAUCAUGUGGUUCUCCCUCAGAAUGGAGGUUCUCUUCUUGCCUCUAUGGGUAUCAUGAUGGCCAGUUAUCCAUGUCGUGUCCAUAGCACCGAUGAUGGGCACAAGCAUUGGCCAAAGAUUGCUACAUGGUAUCAACAAGACAUGAACUCGGGAGAGAUGAAGGAUUUAUUCACCGUGGUCAUUAGUAAGGAUAAUCCAAAGAAGACCACAACCAAUAGUUCGACCAAUACAAGUUCGAGAAAUUCUUCAACCACCAACGCCACCACCUCUGCAACACCAAACAAUAAUGCUGCUCUGGGAGAAGGUCAAGACACUCUUCUCGACUUUCGAAACAAGUACAUGAGAAUUUCACUCUCAGAGUCUGCACGUGAAGGACUCAUCAAGAUUGAACGUUUGGAGAAUGAUGAUGUUUGGGGUUUCCUCACGACAGAUACUGCUUGUGGAGCUGAUUUUGUGGAUGAGUUGAAACAAUUGGGAUUCUCUGACAGUUCAGUCACCCUCCCAACGAAUACACCUCUUCAUAAACAAGCCAUGGGCUUUGAGAGACUCUCUCAUGAACAAACUGGAUCUGUGGUUGUGAAACGUGACGAUCAACUGUUAUUGAUGAAAUUCCCCAAGUAUGGAACAGAACAAGCCAAAGGUCCUCGAAAGAGAAAACUUCUUUUAGUGAAAUAUCGAUUCAAGCACAAUGAAAUGAAUUAUUCCUUCUUCUCCUUAUUCAAUUUGAGAAAGGAAAAUAGCAAUGCAGCCAUGAAUCGUGACGAUAUUUGGUUGAGUAAUUUAUUCUUGGAGAGUCCAUCUUCAUCACCAAACAGUGGUAGUAUGAGAACGAGUCACAUGAGAGGAGGCUAUCCAUCCUCCAUGUCUGGCUACGAUAGUAACAAGAGCUCUCCACAAACCUCAGAGAGUACAAGUCCUCCACGUAGUAGUCACACCACUCUAUUGACUGGUAAAACCAAACGAACUUGUGAUUGGGAAUUGACAGAAUCUGAUCAAUUGCAAUUCAGAUCCAAUUCUCCAAAAUCUGGAAGAGGUGGUGUCGAUGUGUGCUGUUCCAUUGAUUUUAUUUCAUUGAAUGAUAGAGAUCAACAUUCUCCUUCUCUCAAGCGAAAAUUCGUUGCAGAUCCUACCAUUGAAGGUGACAUGUUCCUCGUUGAGACUUCAAAGACCUAUGACUUUUUAGAGAAGGGAUUUUUCAAGAUUGUUCGUGUGACUCAACAUGUGGAUCGUGUGGAUUUGGUUGUGAGAAUGCCACGUCCAAUUCGUGAAACAACAACACCUCAGGAUGUCUAUUUCCAUGUCUUGUACAACAUGAAAGUCAUUCAUGCAAAUCCAAUUUCUCGUCGGCAAGGUAAAUUUACCUAUGAUCCAAUCGAUAAGGAAGAAUUGGCCACUCAAUUCAAGGAAAAGAUUUUCGAAUAUUACAAAAUGUAUGGCUCUCAAUUUGAGGAAGAGGUCAAACGAUCGGCAGCAGAGAAAAUUGCGAACGAAAUUCAAAACUUGUCCCUUUCGAACAGUAAUGAUUUUGGUGAUUCAAACAACAUGUACAAGAAUUACUCCAAUUUGUAUGUACAAUUUACAGAAUUGUACUAUAGAGAUGUCUUUGAGGAUGAAGAUUUGAAUGAGGACGAAUUCAUUAAGGCAGUCAAUACCAUUGGACACGAGACACGAGAUAUCUAUGGCUUCUCAUUACUCACUCACUACGCGAUCAGAGGCAUGAAGAAACACUGUAGAGUUCUUUUGGACAAGUUUGGCAUGUCCUUCGACACGAAAGAUAACUUUGGUAUGGCUGUUUUCGAAUGGUGCAACUUGGCAAAAAAUCCAAACAACAUUUUAGAGUUGGCUCUUCAAGAGAAGAAGGCAAAACCUGUCAUGAGACAUGCCAUUGCAACUACCCCUCGAUCACAAAAUAUUAACAUUCGACCACAACCAGCUGGCUCCUCCUCAUCAACCGGUCAUCAUCAGCAGCCACCCAACGCCUUGUCAACUUCACCUCCUCAAGGUGGAACUUCACCAAGAAAAUCUGGAUGGAUUUCUGACCUAUUCCGAAAGGUAUUUUAUUCUGCCUCUGCAGGUCAACAAGUCACAUUCGAUGAAGAAUUGACAGAAGAUCGCGACAAUACUCCAAUUGAUGUAAAUAGCACGGCCUAUGACGAAAGAUUACUUUCAUUCGAUGAGAGACAGGCCUCUCAAUUCUUCUUGGAUAAGUUACGAAAGUUGGAUGAGAAGAUUUCAAACAAGACAGGAAAUUCAACACUCAAGAGUCAAAUGUGGAAAUCUUUAUACAUUGAUGAAAACAAGACCAUUGAGGCACAAAACGCAAUUUGCAAAGAUAGAUUCAUGUAUAGACACUUUGGUAAGGCCAUGGAGAAUAUCAGUGUAAAACACAAGGACGAAAAGAAACCUUCUCUCAUGACAGUCAAGGUCAUUAUUUCAGACACGACAAGUGAUUUCAGAAAUUCCAUCUUUGAUCUUUUCAGAUCCAACGAGAAGGAUAAUUUGUUUGGAACUUUCCACACGGGUCUAUUAAUUGGUCCUUGGAGAUUUGAUUUCUAUGACCAUUCCAUUGUGAGAGUGAGAGGAGACUAUCGAAACUUUAGAAACGAGUAUGCUGUCUCUGUCAUUGAUUUUGGAAGCUAUCACAAAAUUGAUCAAAUUAAGAAUGCACUUGAUACCAUUGCUUCUGUUUGCAUUGAAUACAAUGGAACCAAGACCUACGAUGCUGUCAAAUGCAAUUGUCAACACUUUGUGGUGGAUGUUUUACGUCGUCUCAAUUUAUGGCAAGAGAAAUUACCACAAGCUCUUACACCUUAUGAAAGAUAUAUGGAAGAUUUGAGAAAAGGCAUUGGUGAAAGAAGAUUCUAUUUAUCAAAGGCAAUGCUCGCCAAAAAGAAGGAAUUUCCAGAAUCUAAAUAUUGGGAUCGUGAAUAUGUCACUUUCAAUUCGAGAAAGGAAUUGAAUGAAUUCUGUCAUUGGCUCGACAGUAUCAAGUACUUUGAAUCUGACGAUGCAUCUGUGGACAUCCGACUUUUAAAGUCCUUUGAUAGAUCGUUCUGUUUGAGAAAUAUGAAUAGUGAAGAGGAACAAACAGAGGAAGAUAAGGAUACGGUGUGGUUCUUCUCUGAGGAUGGAACUUAUUUAGCCAACUCGAUGAGUAAGCUUGUAUUUAACUUACCUGGUUUGACAUUCCCACCUCCAUGUCGAGUGUAA